UCAUCAUCUUGGCAAUUUUACGUCAAUUAAACAAUGUCUCAAUAUAUCAACGCCGUUUACUAUCCUUCGUGGCGCGUCUACAAGGACAGGCCGCCAUCUUGCCUUGAUGUCGCGUCCAUCACGCACAUCUUCUAUGCCUUUGUCGGUGUCAACGAAGACGGCACCCUUCGAGCACUUGACGAAUGGGCCGAUAACGAUAAAGAGGUCGAUGGAGUCAAGGGGUGCCUCGCUGCAGUUGCUCAGCUGAAGCGCCAGAAUCCUCACAUCAAGACAAUCGUAUCUAUUGGCGGCGGCGCCAGCAGCAAGGAAUUCCCCAAGCUCGCCGAGAGCGAAUCUGCGAGAUGCACAUUUGCCAGCGAGAUUCGGGAGUUUUGCGAAAAGCACGAACUGGAUGGUGCCGACAUUGACUGGGAACAUCCCCAGGAUCCUGAUGCAGGCUGUGAUUACCUCAAGUUCCUCCAGGAAAUCCGCCAGGCUCUUCCGUCACCCCAGUUUCUAUUGACCAGCGCUCUUCCCGUGGGAGAGUACUGCCUCAAGCACAUCGAUCUUCCCGCCGUCGCCGAGGAGCUCGAUUUUCUCAACCUCAUGUCCUACGAUUUUGCUGGAGAAUGGACCGACGUCUCCGGCCACCAUGCGCAACUUCUUCCGCCAAGCCAAAACCUCGACGAAGUCUAUCCCGCCCUCCGUUCCUCUGCCCAUGGUGGUGUCGACUACCUCUUGGCUCAUGGCUUCCCCAGCCGCAAGAUCGCGCUGGGAAUUCCGGUCUAUGCGAGAUACUUUGCUCAAGCGUGCGGGCCCGGGCAUCCAUUUGAAGCGUCUGGCGAGAUGGACUACUGCGAUUUGCCGGAGCGGUGGGUCCAAGAAGCUCAUAUCGAGGAUGUCAAGGCCACUGCUUCGUUUGUGGACGACGAAGGAGACAAGGGCUUUGUUUCCUUUGAUGUUCCCAGCACCGUUCAGAUGAAGGCCCGUUAUGCCAAGUCUAUGGGACUCGGUGGCCUGUUCUACUGGACUGGGGCUGGUGAUAGGACCGAGGGUGAGAGUCUGGUCGCCUCUGGCUGGCGCGAGCUCCAGAAUUACUGAGGAAGAGGUUGACUUUAUGGAUUAAGAUGGUCACAGCUUACUUUGGGGUUCCUUGUGUAGUAUUUGAGUUUUCAUUUGUCCCAUACAAUUCGUUAAUUAGCCAACUUUUUGUUCUCUAUCA
Ilyonectria robusta is the source of this 1201-nucleotide messenger RNA. Its product is annotated as glycoside hydrolase superfamily. Lineage: Eukaryota; Fungi; Ascomycota; Sordariomycetes; Hypocreales; Nectriaceae. Gene Ontology annotation, cellular component: extracellular region. The transcript has 4 exons. The coding region runs from base 34 to 1080 and encodes 348 amino acids. Gene Ontology annotation, biological process: carbohydrate metabolic process; chitin catabolic process. The record is from RefSeq and is a predicted model, not a curated record. Gene Ontology annotation, molecular function: chitin binding; chitinase activity.